ACACAUCAUCUUUAGUUGGAAUAUUAUUUGUUUUGUUAGUAAAAGCUUUCCGGUUUGCGAAAAAAUGAGCAACGCAUCAGAAUAUUUCGAUUGGAAAUACUAUAUGCGCGAAACUAUAAUUUUCGCUGGUCAACAUCCUUACCUCUUCGUCUACUACGUUCUUCUCGCCCUAUCACCUUUAUUCGGAAUCAGCGCUUACCUGUCGUACAAAUUAGCGAAGGAUAUUGAAAGUCAGGAAAAGAAGAAGAAGAGGAAGAAGGAAAGAGAGGCAAAUAUUGCCAAAGCCCGAGGAAAAGACAAACCAGGCAGUUUGAAAGACAAGAAGAAAGAGGAUAAAAAGAAUAUGUGACAUCGGUCUAGGAAUGUGAUAACUAACAAUUUUAUGUAUGAAUUAACUCAGUCAUACACUAUAAAUUGAUAAGUUUAUUAAAUGUAAAAUAUUCCAAACUAUUUUUCAAAAAUUCAAAACUGAACAAUAAAACUAUUUAAAUAAAUAGUUUUGUUUAUGAGCUGC
Molecule: messenger RNA, 514 nt
Organism: Dimorphilus gyrociliatus
Lineage: Eukaryota; Metazoa; Annelida; Polychaeta; Dinophilidae
Source: the annotation of a GenBank genome assembly